AUGGCGGACUCGCUCGGGUCCGAGAAGAGCGGGGGCGGCAGCAGGCAGAGGUUCGGGGACGCCGACCAGCUGCGAGAGGUCUUGAGUCGGCACGUGUCCAAACCGUCGUGGAUUAAGUACGGCACGAAGCCGGGCUCGGACAAGUGUCAGCAGACCAUUCUAGACAACGCAGACCUGCUGAAGGACUUGGAAUCGCUGAGCCCCAACCUGAGCUUCAACCAGGAGCCGACCAAGAGGGCGCUGGAGGCGGUGGUCAGAGACAAGUUCACCGCCACGAGCUCGGAGGCCAUCGAGAGUUGGUCCGAGGAUGAGCUCGGAGGCCAUCGAGAGUUGGUCCGAGGAGCACGGAAGAGGUUUCAGGGUGUAAACCAGGAUGAGGACGAGGUGGAGGAGGGAUAA
Prorocentrum cordatum is the source of this 399-nucleotide messenger RNA. NCBI's taxonomy places the organism in Eukaryota, Dinophyceae, Prorocentrales, Prorocentraceae. The record is from the annotation of a GenBank genome assembly.